GGAUGCUUUCAUAAUUAUUUUAGGACUUUUUUGAAAAUGGACAUUAUUUGGGAAUGACAAAAUUGCUGUAUGAGCCCAAAUCUGAUGACUUGCUUUGUGACUAAAAACCUUAUGGGGCUAAGACAUGAUCUAGCUGGUUUUUCUCCAGGAUCUCAAAUGGUGUCUGAAGGUGGUUGGAGAGGAGAUACAGAAAGGUUUUGGGUAACAAAUGGUUCUCACUGACAUGAAUGUAGAUCUUCCUCCCAGGUGACUUUUUGUGUUCGCCACUUGUCUGCCAGGUUCUGGUUGCAGGCCCUACGCCAGGCUUCAAGAACAUGGGUCGGUAAGAUUCAGUCACUGACCUUGAGGAGCUUACAAUCAAGUUGAGGAGCCCAAUCCCAAAAAAGAGUGAUCUUGAUUUCUUUUACCCCUCUCAUUUCAGGUUGUUGAUCAUUAUGAAAAUCCUAGAAACGUGGGGUCCCUUGACAAGACAUCUAAAAAUGUUGGAACCGGAUUGGUGGGGGCUCCAGCUUGUGGUGAUGUAAUGAAAUUACAGAUCCAAGUGGAUGAAAAGGGGAAGAUUGUGGACGCCAGGUUUAAAACAUUUGGCUGUGGUUCUGCGAUCGCCUCCAGCUCGUUAGCCACUGAGUGGGUGAAAGGGAAGACGGUUGAAGAAGCCUUGACCAUCAAAAACACAGAUAUCGCCAAGGAACUCUGCCUGCCUCCCGUGAAACUGCACUGCUCCAUGCUGGCUGAGGACGCAAUCAAGGCCGCCCUGGCUGAUUACAAACUGAAACAAGAGCCCAAGAAGGGAGAGGCGGAGAAGAAAUGAGCCCUUGGUGGAGCCGCCCACCGAUCCCACCAGCUGUUCCCCACCCGCUGUGCCGUCACCUUAGACGUGCAGAAGCCGCUCACACUGCAAUAAAAGAGCUUUGAGACUCACACACUAUCUGCUGUUCACCUGUGGCUCUGAUGCAAGUGAAAUACAGUUUAAUUUUUCUGAAUCCCGUGGUUUCUUUCAGCCCACUUGUACCGCCUUAACCAAGUGAAAUGUGUAUUUUGAAUUGUGUGUAUGGCCUCAAAGCUGAAGUCAGUAAUGAUGUCCCAAGUGGUCGAUAGUCCGUGGAGUGCAUAAAUAUCUCCUUUACCUGAAUCUGUUUCGGGACGAUUACCAGGAGAGUGCCUUCAGUGUGAUUAUUCGAUAGAAUCAACUAUUGUACAUAAGACAGACCUGCAUAUAUAUAUAUAAUGUAAUAAAUGAGUGUAAGAUG
This is a messenger RNA of Trichechus manatus latirostris (Florida manatee), 1250 nucleotides long. RefSeq names its product iron-sulfur cluster assembly enzyme (gene ISCU). Gene Ontology annotation, molecular function: 2 iron, 2 sulfur cluster binding; ferrous iron binding. Gene Ontology annotation, biological process: iron-sulfur cluster assembly; intracellular iron ion homeostasis. Bases 524 to 811 code for a protein of 95 amino acids. The transcript is spliced from 4 exons. Gene Ontology annotation, cellular component: mitochondrial matrix; cytoplasm. NCBI's taxonomy places the organism in Eukaryota, Metazoa, Chordata, Mammalia, Sirenia, Trichechidae. The record is from RefSeq and is a predicted model, not a curated record.